This is a messenger RNA of Acipenser ruthenus (sterlet), 3476 nucleotides long. RefSeq names its product eukaryotic translation initiation factor 4E-binding protein 2-like. Gene Ontology annotation, molecular function: eukaryotic initiation factor 4E binding. The record is from RefSeq and is a predicted model, not a curated record. The transcript has 3 exons. Gene Ontology annotation, cellular component: cytoplasm. Gene Ontology annotation, biological process: negative regulation of translational initiation. Lineage: Eukaryota; Metazoa; Chordata; Actinopteri; Acipenseriformes; Acipenseridae. The coding region runs from base 223 to 561 and encodes 112 amino acids.
CUCAAACGCAUGCUGUAUUGACCUCAUUUCCUUUGUGUUUGUGUGCUGAGUUUCCUGGCUGGUCGAGGGAGUGGAACGUGCUGACGGCUGGAGGACAGAGAGAGCGAGAGAGGAGGAAAGCUUUUGCUAAGACUGAACAAAAAGAAAGAAAGAUCUAGCGCGGGAUAAGCCGUCCUUCAGCAUCACCGCCUUUUUAGCUAAUAAAUCGCUAGUUCAGGUGACAUGUCAGCGGGUUGUCAGCACAGUGAUAGCAGGGCCAUCCCGACCAGGACGGUGCUGAUCAGCGACACAACGCAGCUACCUCAUGAUUACUGCACCACCCCUGGCGGUACUUUAUUCUCCACCACUCCUGGAGGUACCCGGAUUAUCUAUGAUCGCAAGUUUCUGUUGGAUCGCCGCAAUUCCCCUCUUGCUCAGACUCCACCUGCUCACCUCCCUGUUAUCCCUGGAGUGACCAGUCCCCAAACCAUCAUUGAAAAUAAAGAAGAAACUAAAAAUAUGAAUAAGCACGAGAGGAAGACAGCAGCAGGAGAUGACUCUCAGUUUGAGAUGGACAUCUAGCCUGGAAGAACCGCAGUGGAAUACUUGGCAUCGCCUGGUACCUGUGUGCCAGUGGCUUGGCUUGUAAAAUGCUGUGAGUCAUCACAGCCAUCUCAUUUAACAGCCUCUUCAAGUUUAGAAAGGAAGUUUAGUAAUGUGGCAAAACUCCCCUUAGGUUCAGCUUGUUGGUGAUAAAAUGUUAUCUAUUGUAUCAUAUAGGGCUGUGCCAACUGAUUGUUAUUUCAAAACCACUUGUUGCAUUUUUUUUAAAACAUUAUUUACAUCCUUUAAUGUGACAGAUUGGACAGAUAUGAAAAAGAUCUACCUGUAUUAUGCAUAUAGAUAUUAAAACUCCUUAGUAUGAUUUUUUUUUUGUUUAAUAAUUAUGCAGAAAGUGGGGAAAUAUGUAAGCAUAUGACAGAAAAGCAAUAAAUGUGUGUGCUACAUAACUUUAGCUUUCCAAGUCGAAUGAAAUACAGACUGCUAUUACUGAAAUUCAAAUAAAUCCUUCCUGACAGGUCCACAACAAAUGCGUGUGUCAGCCUCUAAAAUAUGGGCCAACUUCACCUGUCUUUAAAGCCAGGCUUUUAGCUUUUCAUUGGCUAUGCCUGAAACUAGUUGUUUAUAGGCUGUGAUUGAAAACCUUUUGUAUCUUUGGAAGUGAUUGUGUUUGUCCUGGAAUGGUCUGGUCUGCUAGGUAUUUUUCAUUUGGUAGCAACAGUAUUUUCAUUUGAUUAGAUUUUUUGAGGCAAUACUGAAUUAUAUUAAACACAUUUCCAAGUGCAUAGGGGGCACUAACAAUCGUCAUUAAAAUGGGCACAGCACUGCAGUGUCAUUUCAAGCACUGGAUUUCUGGAAUGUACCAAAUGCAAGCUUGAUGGGUUCUGCUUUUAGUUCUCUCUAGUAAAGGUAGUGUUGUCUGGGUAAUGCUGCUACUGUCAGCUGGGUUGAAUGGUUCAACAUAGAGAUAACUAGGAUGUAAGUUAUAAUUUAAUACAUAUGUAUUGUUUCAUUUGCAGUGAAUAAUUUGAUUUGCUGGCACAACCCUGCAAAAUAUAUAUAUAUAUAUAUAUAUAUAUAUAUAUAUAUAUAUAUAUAUAUAUAUAUAUAUAUAUAUAUAUAUAUAUAUAUAUUUUAUUUUUUUUUAAAUAAGGCCUUUAUUUAACCAGGGCGCUUGCUUCUUAAAGAUUUUGCUCAAAUGAAAACCUUUACGAAAUAACCAAUAAACAGUAGUCUGGUAGAUUUAGUCAAAAUUCCUUUAAGAAAAAAAAAAAACUUUAUUUAUUUUUAUGGGGGGUAUUCGUUUGGAAGACAUAUGAAACAAAAUGGGGUUUGUAUUACCGUUCUGGCCAGGUGCAUCUCUGAUACUGCCACAUUAGAAUUAUUAGACUGUUUUUUGCAAACACUUUCACUGGUUUUCUAUGCAUUUUAUUUCUUGAAGUCUAUAAACAUCUACACUAUAAAAGGCAGUGCAUUCAGAAGGCCAGGUCAUGUUUGGACUGGCUAUACCAUUUUUUUAAGGGCACUUGCAUCUUUGAGAAAGGAGGUCCUGGUGUUUGUGAAUAACAAUGUUUGACUUGAAUAAUAAUUGUUUAUAGUUUUGAGAAAGCAGUGAUCUCAAGAUGCACUAUGUAAGUAUGAGUGUGUACAUACAGUAUGCAGCACGAUGCUAUCGUUUUGAGAAGGUUAUUCUAAAUAGGCAUUCAAACAUGUUUCAAAGCAAAACAAAAAUCUAUACUCGCACUGGUUUAAGCCAUGUUUCGUGAAUAUUUUCUAAGUCCUUAAUCAUUAAAUACAAACAUUUGAUUACAUUUAUAGAUACAUCUUGUAGAAGAAGCUUUCUCAAAAGAACUAAACAAUGAAUCAAUCAUGUGACUUGCAUGUAUAGCUGGGUUUUCACUUCCAGAAUAGAAUUCAAACUAACACCUGCUGUCUAACUUUUCCUGUAUGCGGUCAAAAAAGGUCUAGUUUUUGUGUGUGCAUUUUGUUUUGUUUAUCAUCUGAAAUUCAUCAUUUGUCAAUAUUAAGGUUUCAGAAAAUACCCGAAGAGAACAAAAAUAUUAUUUGAGAGAUGGGAAGGUCAUUUCUGGAAGAUGAGAAAUGAAGGAGAGGAAGUAGGCAGAAUUUAGCAAAAGAAAAUUACCCUUCCUACCCCACUACAGUGGAACAUUGUGUGGCCUUACCUUAUGUGUUUUUUUGCUUUCCACAUCUGGUUCCCUAAAACUUAAAAUAAAAACUUGCAAUCUGGAUAGGGCUAAAAUUCAAUGCUAAUGCCCCUUUUCAAGUAUUUAAAGGAAAGCUGCAGUUAUUUGACAUUUUUGUUUGUUAUCAUUAUUUGAAGACAUUAUAAAUACUGCUCUGCAGCAUUAAAACACAAAUGUAUUUAUACUGUAAAGUUACUGUUCUGUUUUGACAGACCUAAAUAAUGAAUGUAACUGAUAUUGUUAUAAAGUCAAUCCAUGUAAAGAGACCAUUAGAGGUUCUAUUAAGGUAAAAUGUAUAUUUUUAUUUCACAAGCAUGGAGGCUAGAUGCAAAAAUGUUCUGGUCUUUAAUGUUUUUCUAUUUUUGUUUUUGAAGGACAUGGAAUUAAAAUCAGCAUAUUUGUCACACUGCUAUGUAAAUGCUGGAAUCAUUUGGUUUUAUGUUCUGUUUAAUGAUCUGUAUCAUGUGAAAAAGCAUACUUUGUGUUAAAGGAUUGUUUUCUGUUUUUCUGAGCACAUAUUCCAGAUACCUGAAAACCAGCUGUUGCUAGCCUAAUUUGGCUGUAACUGUACAUUAUGGAACAAAGCAGAAAAAAAGCUCCAUGUGACACUUUUUUUUCUGUUUCAAAUUCUUUGUAAUAAAAGUGUACUUUCAAGUGAAAUCAUGCCAAUGCCAGUAGACACUGUUAGAAUAAGAUCAAUAAAAUUCCUUAGUAAUAAGGAUGUCAUAAUAA